This is a messenger RNA of Saccostrea echinata, 1617 nucleotides long. Its product is annotated as excitatory amino acid transporter-like. Bases 1 to 1497 code for a protein of 498 amino acids. Gene Ontology annotation, biological process: L-glutamate transmembrane transport. The record is from RefSeq and is a predicted model, not a curated record. The transcript is spliced from 10 exons. Gene Ontology annotation, cellular component: plasma membrane. NCBI's taxonomy places the organism in Eukaryota, Metazoa, Mollusca, Bivalvia, Ostreida, Ostreidae. Gene Ontology annotation, molecular function: L-glutamate transmembrane transporter activity; neutral L-amino acid transmembrane transporter activity; glutamate:sodium symporter activity.
AUGAAAUUGAAAAAUGAUGACCACCAUAAAAGGUCCUGUAUUCAAAAUACUCAACGAAUCUUCUAUGGACAACUGCUCUUUGUGAUGACUUUCCUGGCAGUCAUUAUUGGAUUUGUAGUAGGGUUCGGAAUUCGUGAAGCUAGACCUUCUGAGGACGUGAUACAUUGGAUCGGUAUGCCAGGAGAUCUCUUCAUGCGGUCGCUGAAAAUGAUGAUUGUUCCUCUCAUUGUUACCAGUGUCAUAAACAGUACAGCUUCACUAGAUCCAAAAUCCAACGGUAGAGUUGGCAUGAUAUCCAUCACAUACAUAUUUCUUACCAACAUGAUGGGAUGUUUGAUUGCCAUAACACUAGUGUACAUCAUUAAACCAGGACGAAUCAACCUUGAACAUGACAAGAAAGUAAUGGUAAACCAAAUUCAACCACAGGACAUAUUUGCAGAUUUACUAAGAAAUAUCAUACCAGAUAACCUAGUAGAAGCAACUUUUAGAAAAACUCAAACAAAAUUAAAACCAGGAAUUGUUCGGAUGGAACCAAAGAAUCUCGGUAAUGUUACAAAUGGCACUGCUGAUGUAAAGCAAACAAUGGAAAUGGUGAAGAAUGUCGGCAAAUCAGACGGACCCAACAUACUUGGACUGAUAUUGGCCUGCAUGUUCAUAGGAAUUGCUGCUGGGAGAUUUAGAGAAAAAGCCAAAACUUUCCUGAACUUCUUCGAAAUCAGUGCUGAAAUUGUGCUGCAAAUUCUUCGCUGGUUUAUCUGGUUGACUCCGGUAGGCGUAGCCAGUCUUAUAGCCGCUUCCUUUGCAGGUACCCGUGACGUCAGCGAGACGUUCAUAAGUCUUGGGUACUUUGUGUUGGCAGUUACCUUGGGUAUCCUUUUUAUUCAAGCCAUUCUUCUUCCUCUAAUAUAUUAUGCUCUCAUUCGAAAAAAUCCCUUUUAUAACAUCUUCUGCAUAAAGCGAGCUUGGCUGAUGGGAUUCUCUUUCGCUUCAUCGACUCUUGCAAUCCCUGACUUGUUGCAUGCAUGUGAAAAUAUAAUGAAAUUCGACAAACGCAUUACACGCUUUGUCAUACCUCUUUGUUGUACAUCGAAUACAGAUGGGAGUGCCUUGUUCAUAUCAGCAGGUGCUAUGUUCAUUGCAAAUGUGUCCGGGUAUAAUUUGACAUUUGGAAAUGUGAUCAUAAUAGGAAUUUUGACAACUUUAUCAUCACUCUCCUUACCAGGAUUGCCGAGUGCUAGCAUGGUAGCUCUGGUCAUGGUACUUUCUGCCAUUAGUGUACCUGUACAGGAGGUUUCUUUGUUGUUUGCCGUUGAAUGGUUUCUCGACCGCCUUAGAACAGGAGCAAAUGUUGAGAGCCAUUUUGUCUGCGCUGCAGUCACGAAUCAUUUCUGUAAACGGAAAUGCGACUUGAAGGAGGAAAAUGUCGAAAACAAUCCGGAACCAGACAUUGAAAUCAUUGUCCAGUCAGAUGAAGAAGAAUAUAUCCACAAUGUUUAAUUCUUUAAUAUAUUUCCCGUCCCAAACAACCGAUAUUCAAUUUCACAAGACAUCCUUUAAAUCCACUCCUUUAAUGAUUAUUUUUCAUCCAAAUUCAGAGAAAUUGAAUAUGCAAUAAAA